CGCUCUGCCUGGCCAGUGUCAACUCAAUCCAACAGGAGAACCAGAUGACAUCUGUAGAGUGAGUCUGAAGAUUUGGGGGUUUGUCGUCUGCUAGGCAUGCCAGUAGUAGGCAAGCCGCCCGGUAUCUCUCUAUCCAUCCAUCCCCUGCGGUCUAGAACUGCAACUGUUCACGUCAAAUGCUGUCAUCUGUUCGUCUGACUUCACAGCCGACCCCUGAGCCCAUCACGAACACGCCCCUGAGCCGAGCACAAACACCCUCCUUCUUUUCAAUCACCAAGGGUAUCGCAGGCAAGGAAGAAAAGAAGAAAAGCAGGGAUAAGCCCUAUGACGUUGCUGAAAUCGUCCACCUCCGAACGAAAGCAAGAGAUGCUGCCUGCACGUCCAUGCCCACGAGGCAGGCUUACUACCUACCCCGUGGUGACAUGCGAGGCAAUGCUAUCCGCCGCAUACCUCGGCAAAAAAGAAAAAGAGCAGCCAGCCAGCCCAAACCCGUCGCCAUACCAUGCCAUGCUCCUCCUGCCUAUGCUCUCCCCAAACCAAAUGCCUACCGUCUCAGAAAAGAGGGGGAUGGAAAAAGCAACGACGUUACCCCUCUCGCCCAAUGAUCAAAUCCACUGCUGCAACUCACAGCAUAUCCACGCCC
Messenger RNA from Parathielavia appendiculata, 643 nucleotides. RefSeq lists its product as uncharacterized. NCBI's taxonomy places the organism in Eukaryota, Fungi, Ascomycota, Sordariomycetes, Sordariales, Chaetomiaceae. The coding region runs from base 177 to 605 and encodes 142 amino acids. The record is from RefSeq and is a predicted model, not a curated record. The transcript has a single exon.